AUGUUUUUUAACGAUGGGGAUAAAAAUAACAUGUUUAAUAAAAACAAUAACAUGAAUAAUAAUAGCGGAACAAAUAUAAACACAAACGCAAAUACAAAUAAUAAUAUGUGGAACCUUCAAAAUAAUAAUUUAGGUAAUAAUACAUUUUUUGGAAAUAAUAAUAUGACAAAUCAAAAUGACCUUAAUAAGAAUAAUAGUCUUUUUGGUAAUAGCCCAAAUAAUAUGAUGAAAACAACUGGUUUUUUUAACAAUAAUACUAUUGGUAAUCAUCCAAACGAUAUAAAUAAAACAGGUAAUCUUUUUGGUAACAAUACUGGUUUAAACAGUUCAACAGAUAUAAUGAAAAAUAAUAGUUUUUUUGGAAGCAGUAUCAAUACACAAAAUGAUUUGAAUAAAAAUAAUAUGAACAAUAAUAAUAAUAAUAAUAAUAAUAGUAAUUCUUUUUUUGGAAGUGCAUUUGGUAAAACUAAUGAAUUAAAUAAAGGUAGUAAUCCUUUUUUUGGGAAUACUACAACUGUUAAUAAUGAUUUAACUAAAAGUACAGGAUUAUUUGGUACCACUACUAAUAGUACUACUAUUGGUGGUAUUAAUAAUAAUGCUACAUCAAAUGCUUUUAAUCCAAAUUUAUUCAGUGCUGCCAAAAAAGAAGUUUUUCCUGGGUUUUCUACGGGUAUUAUUGGGAAUAAUACUAGCAAUAAUUCCAAUAUUUUUAAAAAAAGUACCUUGGGAAGUUCUAUAGCAUUAGGUAGUCAAUUAAAUGAAGGUAGAGCAACUGAAUCUGGUUUAUUUUCAAAAGAACAAUUAGAAGCAGCCAAACAAAUUUUUGCUAACUCAUCAAGUUCUUUAUCAAGUUUUAAUAAUAAAAUGGGUACUGGUACAACAUCAAAUACAGCAAUCAAUACGAAUACAACAACAAAUACUACUACUACAAAUAAUAAUAAUAAUAAUAAUAAAUUAACAUUUAGUGGUGGUUUUUCAUCAAGUUCUAGUACCUUUGCUAAAAGUAAUGUAAACCCCUUUCAGACUAUGGCUUUACAAGCUACUACCCAAAAUGAUAAAUCUUCUUCAUUUCUAAAAAGUAAUAAUAAUAAUAAUAAUGUAUUUCAUUCAUCAAGUGAUCCAAAUAAAUUAAACACAACACCAUCACCAUUUGGUUUAUCAUCUAUUGGAAAUCUAAAUACAAACAAUAAAUUAAAUAGCUUUCCAGACUUUAGUCAAGCUAAUAAAACAUUUCUACAAAAUGAUAGCUUAUUUUCCCAGAAAAAUAAUAAUAGCAUUUUUGGUAAUACAGCUAAUAAUACGGCAACAUCAACUGGUGUUGCAAAACCAUUAGUUACCAAUUUUAAUUCUCCAUUUAGUGCUUUUGGUAAAACAAAUACCAGUGAUAUAUUUAAAACUAAUACUACUGCAUCAACUACAAAUGCAACUGCAACUGCAACUCCUGCUCCCUUUGGAUCAGCAUUUGGAGCGCAAAAGAAUAAUGAUAGCUUGUUUGGAAAUAAUGCAUUCAAGCUUUCGACAGAAGUAAAGUCAAACGAAAGCCCAUUCCUAUUUAACAACAACAACAAUAAUAAUAAUAAUAAUAAUAAUAAUGCUACAACAAGUACUAGUACAUUUAAUAAUGCCUUUUCCUUAUUUGGAAAUAAAACAGAAACUAAAAAUAAUUUCCUUACCCCUACUACUACCACAAAUAAUAAUAAUAAUAAUAAUAAUAACAAUGUAGUCACCAAUUUGUUAGAAACCAAAGUAACGACAACAGAAACGACUCCCACUGUUCCCACUUUAAACGUUUUAGAUAAAGGAGCCACAACAAAUGAAUCUGUAUCUCCAUCUAAAUUGGAACAGACAGUUAAUGUAGUUCAAAACCAAAAGGAGAAAACUACACAAAUGGAGAAUGAUAAGGAAAAGGAGAAAGAAAAGGAAAAAGAAAAGGAAAAGGAAAAAGAAAAGGAAAAAGAAAAGGAAAAAGAAAAGGAAAAGGAAAUCGAAAAAAACAAUGAAAUCGAAAAAGACAAAGAAAAAGAAAAAUUAGAUGAUAAUAAAACCACACCAACGCUAAAUGAGAAAGAAAGUACCACACAAACAAAGGAUGAAAGUGUUUCCAAAGACGAAAAAUUAAUAGAUAUUAAAACUCAAAAUGAAAAAACAGAAAAACCGAAAGAUAACAUCUUUGGAAGUACGUCACUUUUUGGAUCAUCUAUUUUUAAAGCAAGUCCAUCCAAAGACAAUGUUACAUCAAACACAAAGGAUAAAAAUGAAAGCACACCAACAGCUAAUAUGAAUACUACUACUACUACUAGUAAUAAUAAUAAUAGUAGUAGUAUUUUUAGUUUUUCUGCUGCUAAUAAUAAAAGCUCCCUAUUUUCCAAAGAUAAUAAUAAUAAUAGUAAUACAUUCUCCUUUAAUUUGAAACCACCAUCCAAUGAUAAAAAUGUUACCACUCCUGCCUUCACUUUUCAAAGUAAUAAUAACACGGACAUAAAUAAAGCUACUGCAAAAGAAAAUGAUGAUGAAAAGAAAAAAUUAUUAAAUGAUGAUAAAACAAAAGAAGCAAAUAAUCUAUCGAAAGCACCCAUGUUCAAUUUUGAUUUUUCUAAAGGACUCUUAAAUAAUAAUGAGAAGGAAAAAACCUUGCAGGAUGGUAAAGAUAACAACAAAUUAUUUGCAGAAGUAAAAGAAGGUGAACAUAAAGAAAACAAAACUGAAGACGAUAAAAAUAUUGUUAACAAAAGUGAUGAAGAUAAAAAUAAUGAUGACAAAAAGAAAUUUUGGAGAUUUCCAUUUGGUAAAAAAAAAGAAACAAAAGAUGCAAACGAAGAAGGAAUUGAUAACAAAAAUGAUAAUGUUUUUUCAAGCGAUACAAAUUUAUUUAAAAAUAACACUAUUGGAAGUAAUGCAGGAAACGAACAAAAAGGUUUGUUUCAAUCCGUAGAUAAUCAAUUACAAGAAAAUAAAAAUAAGAAUGAAGAAAACAAAACUAAGACAGUUAGCUUUUCUCCUACUUCAGUAUUUAAUAAACCAUUUGAUUUAAAUUUUGAAAAAAAUAAAGAAGAAAAUAAAUCAAAUAUUUUUAAUAUAUCAUCUAAUAACAAAACAACAAGUCCCCUUUUUGGUAAGGAAUCUAAUGAAAAAACAAAUAAUUUAAAAAUGAAUUCUAAUGAUGAUGAUGUAAAUAAUGUAAGUGAUAUGAUUAAUUUUAUAUCCUUAGAAAAUAGGAAAAAAAAUGUAUUUAUUGGAAAUGCGCAAGAGUAUGAAGAAAAUAAUAAAAAUAAAUCAAAUUUAUUUUUACAAGGAAAUUUUUUCAAUUCUAAAAAUAUAUCCCCAACUUAUAAUCAACAAUUAAAUAAAGAUCAAGAUAAAAUGACAAAGAAUCAACAGCAACACAUUAGUGAACAUACAAAACAAAAUGAUGAAUCCGUUAUAUAUAAUUUUAAUUUAAAAGAAACAAAAGGAACAUUAAGAAAUAAUGAAAAUACAAAAGAUAUGAAUUUCAAUGAUAUUCAAUUUGUAAAGGAUUUAAAUGAAGAAAAAUAUGAAUAUAUGGAAGACGAAUUAUUAGCUAAUGAAAGAAAAAUUGUCGAAAAUAAUAUUAAAGAAAAUGAAACUUUAUUUAAAAAAGAAUUAGAUCAAGAAAUGAUAUUAGAUAUUAUUGAUAAUUUAUCUUCCUUUGUUAAAAAUAAAAUUAAUUUUAUGAAUUAUUGUUCAAAUGAAAUUAUUGAUAUAUAUAAUAAAGUUGCACAUUAUGAAAAAAUGUAUAAUUUAAUAUCAGAUGAUCAAAUAAAAAUUGAAAAAAAACAAGAAGCUUUAGAAAAAAAACUUAGACUUAUACAAAGUGAACAAACUGAUAUACUCACUUUACUUAACGAAAUGGAUAAUGAAACAUCAGUUAGUUUUCUUAAAAUAUUUCAUGAUAAAAAUACAGAUAAAGAAGAUAUUAUACAUAAUAAAAAUCUUCAUCUAGAUAUUGAACAUUUUGAAAAAUUAUCAGAUAGAAUGUCUAAUUUAGAAGAAAUUAUUGACUCAUUACAAAAUGCUCAUAAGGAUGAUAUCUUAAGUGAAUUUGCUAAUAAAAGUUAUAUCAAUGAAUUAAACUGUGAUAAUAUACAAAAACAAUUAAAUACUCUUUCAACUGAACUUAAACAUUUUAAAGGUUAA
This is a messenger RNA of Plasmodium falciparum 3D7, 4155 nucleotides long. It is a transcript of the gene NUP138, whose product is annotated as nucleoporin FG repeat-containing protein. The record is from RefSeq and is a predicted model, not a curated record. Lineage: Eukaryota; Apicomplexa; Aconoidasida; Haemosporida; Plasmodiidae.